CUACUACGUGCUACUAUCAAGAGAACACGAGGAGAAGAAUACGCGGAUCGUAGUCGUUGUUGUAGUCGUUUUAGUCGUCAUCGUCAUCGUCAUCGUCAUCAUUGUCGUCGUCGUCGUCGUCGUCGUCGUCGUCGUUGCUGUGUGUUCGCGUUGAACUGAUGCUUAGAUUAGAGCGUGCGCGUCCUGCAUCAGUGCAGCACCAACAGCGGCGGCACCAGUAAUAGUAAAAUCAUCAUUGUCCGUCGUUAUCAGCAGUCGUCAGUACGGUUAGAUUGUCAAGAUGUAAGCCCACCGGUUUUUUUAAGAAGAAGAAGAAGAGAGAGAGAGAGAGAAAGUCUCGAGUUUGCUGUUACUGUUGCUGGUAUUUGUUGAAAAAUCAAAAGGGUUGUUUAGUAAGAAAGAGUGAGUGAGAGAGAGAGAGUGUGUGUAUGAGAGAAAGAUAGAAAGAUAGAGUGUAAGAGAAAAAGAGAGAAAGAGCGAGAGAAAGAAAGAAAGAGAGAGAGGGGGUGAGUGAGUGUGAGGGUGAAAGGGGGAAAGGAAAGGCGUUGGACUACCGGGGGAGAAAGAAAGGAGGACGCGAGAAUGGAGGUACCGAGAAAGGGAUCGAUCGUUUCCCGAUAGCUGGCAUGGAGGACACGGCACUAGGUAUCUCCGAGGUUCGAGGUAUCGAAUAUGGCAUCAGGAUUGCCGAGCGCUCGUCAGAGGAAGCUUGGACCAGCACCAAUAGCAUCCUUCGAAGACCUAUCGGACGAGGUGGAAAACGGGGAACCGACAACACGAAUGCCAGGCAUCAUCGAGGUCGCCACCCCGGCAACGCCUGGUAGUUCGCUAAAGACACCCAGUACACCAAGAAUUGAUAUCAGCCGGGCAAGCAGUUCCUCACACCAUGAGGAUAGUAAUUCUAGGGAAUCAUCACCCGAAAGAGAACUUCUCGCAGGUGGAGAUCCUCCUCCAGGGAGUAAGCUGACCUUAGGUUACAAGGAAGAUGCACAGGAUUUAAGAUCGUCAACGGAGGAAUUAGACUUGCAGGAUCCAAUACACGAGCAAGAUCUUAGGAGGGAAUCGAAAAAGGCAAGAAAACGAAGAGAAGAUGGAUCACAAUCGGAUUAUAGCGGUGGAACGAGGCAUACCCAAGACAGAGAAAGGAAGGAUAGUAAUUGUUCUGAAAUUAUCCUUCUUAACAUCAGCGGUAGAACUUCCAGAUUGUCUUCUGUGGGAAGUCAGGGUUCUGGUGUUUCCGGAAAACUCUCGGUGGUUUCGGGUACUUCAUCGAGGUCACCGAGUCCGCACAAAUGUCUAUUGGAGACGUCCUUUUGUGGUAGCAAGCCGACUUUAGCUGAUAACUUGAUUGAACCAUCGAAACCAGAAACCGAAGACUUAGAAAAGAUUUUGUUGAAACGCGAAGCUGACACCACUAAAGCGUUAAUUCCAGAUAGUAUUAAAGUAUCUAUGGUCGGUGGUAAUUUGAAGCCGGAUCCUUUAGAUAAGCCAAGAAGACGCGGUCGGGAAGAAAGGAAAGAGAUAUUUAAGAGAGAAGUGGAGAUUACUAAGAGAUUUUUAGAAAAGGUUAACAUAGAGGUACCAAUUAUUCGUAAAUCAUUUGAAUCAACGCAACAACAACAACAACAACAACAACAGCAGCCAACUAAAAGUCAGUCACAAGAAGUUCAAAAGCCAGCUAGCUUAGAUUUUAACGACAAACGAAAGAAAGCACAGAAUUUCAAAGAGAUCGUCCAAACAACACCAACGGCGAGUAGCUUAACUGGUAGUCCUAAAUUACCGAGACAUCAAAAGGUUCGAGAUCUUGAGGGAUCCCGGACACCUAGUCCAUCUUCCGUAUCGAGAAAAAGCAGUUUUGCCUCUUUAUUCAAGACCAGAACUGAUGGCAGCGUACUGAGCCCAGAAUCACCGUCGCCGAGUACUAAACCACGUAGGAGUUUAACAUCGAAGAUAAAGGACACCACGGAGAGUCUAAGGAGCAGAUCUAAAUCACGAGAAAGGGUUGCCGUUGAUAAGGGUGGUUCUACUUUGAAGAAGGAUUCCAAAAACAAGGGGGUCUUCUCGUCUACUUUGAGUUUAUUCAAAAAACGCGAAAGGAAGAAGAGUUAUGAUGAAGCUAUAGCAUCAUCUUCUUCCGGUGUUGCAAUAGAAUAUGAUGGUGGUGGUAGUGGUAGUGGUGGUGGUGGUGGUGGUGGUGGUGGUGGUGGUGGUGUUGGUAACGUUGUUGAUCAAUUACAACAGCAACAACAACAACAACAACAAUCGUCGUUGGAAAGUAUCGGUCAGGUUGAAUUUACUUUCAAUACCGAAAAAGAAAGACGCAAGGAUGAUUCAAUUUUUAUCAGUCUUCACGCGGAUGAUAGAAAUUACGAGGAAGCAUUACCAUCCGAAAGUGUUUCGAUACCAUUAGAAACACCAACCAAAUUAUUAGACGAAUACGAAUCUGAACCACGUACGACUACUAUUACCGGUGGUAUUAUGAUGACCGAAGUUUCCAUAGAACAUCAUCAUCCUCCCUGUAUCGAAAUGAAAACCGAAUCGAGAAUUGAAAUAACACCGUCUAAAAAAUCCUCAUUUGAUAAUCAAAUAAUAUCACGUAGCCCGUCGAGAGAUUCUCAAAUAUCGAUGAUGACUGGCCAAUCGAAAGAUACGAAAAUAAUAAAUGCACAGAUUGUUAAAGAUAAUUUAGAUAAUACUAUAAUUAAAUCAUCUAACACAGUUAGUUCGCCAAGUUCGUCUAAUGAAAUUAGACAAUUGUCCGGAUCAAAUCAAAGAUUGUCCGGUAGUUCUUCCAAAGAUUCGAUUUCGAAGAAAAUUAUUGUUCCCGAGGUUGUACCGAAGAUCAAAAGAAAAAAUAAGGAUGAACAGGUGGUUAAUUUACAAUCGGAUAAGAUAGACGAUUUGUCAUCGCAGAAAAAGAAAAUUGUAGAUAUUGGCGAUGUUAACGUUACGAAAACAAUCGUCGAGUCUAAGAAAACAGAAUUUUUGGAGGACGGUGGAUUAUCCGUCAAAAUGGCGGAUGUUAAUUUAGUGAAGACGUCUAGUAUAAUAUCGGAUCUCGAUCAUAACAGUUCGGAAUCCGAAAGGGAUUCCGAGAUAGAAUUUAUUCGUAAUAAGACUGAGAAAAUUAGCGAGGAAUUACCUGACGAACGUAAGGGUCUGUUUAACGAGGAAAGCUUCGAAGAAGAUCUUCCUUAUAUUCCGACAACCUUGCCUUUGGAGAAAAGCGUAGCGGUACCGAUUUUACCAGUGAAACAACGACUGCAAGAAGUUAGAACGAUACCAAUCGAGAGGCCACGUUCAACGACACCGAUUAAUCCAACGUUAUUGGACGAGUUCGUGAUGCAAACGUCCCUCGACGAAAGACGAGUAGAAAGAAUGAAGAUAUCUUUACCACGCGAGGAUAGUUUUAAAUUGAAGAGUCCGAAAAGACACGCUGCUAAUACGUUUAGCGAGUUUGCUGGCAAAGUUACGGAUGGUGGUCGUAAUAGGACAACUGGUAAAUCACCUAGUCCGCCACCAUUGCCACCUAGAGCAACGACCAGGCCAACCAAUUGGAUUAAUUUCGAGGAAAUACCGGAAAAAAGGAAGGCACCGAAAAUAAUUCAAACGAUUCCCCGUAACGAGGAUGAGGUUAAUAAAACAACGGGUUAUAGUUACGUACAACCGGAGGAAUGUAGAUGCGAGUGUCACGAGGAAUCUAGAAGAGCAUCGAUCAAUAGGGAAACACCAUCAAUAAUAACAACAACAACAAUAACAGCAGCAACCAAUGUUACCAGAACUUCGUCGUCAUCAUGUAGCAGCAGCAAUGGGGAACGUACGUGCAACGGUGAGAACUGUGUUGUCCUACCAACGACUACGAGUUCUGUCGAUCGUGCCAGCAUCGUCAGUGACAGCUCGUUGGAAUGCAGUUUGAGUAUCGAGGACAACCAAAUGAUUACAAGCCAAGCUGUCGUUGUUAAUCAACAAACGAUCAUCAAUUCGGGAAAACCAUUUGGCAUGGAUCUAGAUGUUAGAUCUAAUAGAUCGAGUAUAGUUUCUCAAGAAGAAAUCGAUGAUAAUUCGCAUCAAUAAAAUCAAUCGGGUCUACCACAUUCGAAAUGAGAUUCACACAGACAAAAAGAUAACAUAAUAUAGAAGAAAAUGAAAGAAAGAAAGAAAGAAAGAAAGAAAAAACAAACAAACAACAAAUUUAAUCAUCCAUUACGUAUAUUACGUUAUUAUAAUACGCGAUAAAUCACAUUUUUUUCUCGACAACUAAAUAUUUUAACGCAUUUUAAAUCGUGCCGCAAAGAGAUCUCAUUCUAAUUGUCGCGCGUAAAAUCAAUGAAUAGUGUUUUCUCGAAGGUGUUUCUCAAAAUUAUCGAAACGGUAUCCCUCAUUCCAAUAAUUAAUCCGUUUCCGAACACGGAAUCUUCAGAUUUAGGAAUGGGGAGGGGGGAGGAUACUGAAACCUGACAAAAUCUUCUUUAGUUUUUCGAAAUUUAUUUCACUUUCAGUUUCCCACGAAAAUUCUUUGAUCGAAAUUAAUAUUCGAUUAUCGAACCCCUCCCCUUUCCCCCUUCUGACACUCGUGAUCGUGGUCGUUAAGAGAUUCACCUUCGUUACGUAAAAGAAAGAAAGAAACAAACAAAAAGAAAAAAAUAAGAAACCAACAUGACAAAAGAGAAUAAUAAAAUAACAAGAAAACUGUUGCACAAUGACGCACUUUAAAGAGGAUCACCCGUUGCGAAUUUAAAAUGAGCGAUGCAUCUCGCUGCCAGCUAAAAUAAUAAUAAUAAUAAUAUAGGAACGAUUUUAUCUGUAUUCUAAAUAACAAUUCGAAAUACAACAAGUUGGAUUUAAAUGAACGGAACGGAACGGAACGAAACGUUCUCGUUGGCAAAAGUUU
This is a messenger RNA of Polistes canadensis, 4891 nucleotides long. RefSeq lists its product as uncharacterized. The record is from RefSeq and is a predicted model, not a curated record. NCBI's taxonomy places the organism in Eukaryota, Metazoa, Arthropoda, Insecta, Hymenoptera, Vespidae. The coding region runs from base 673 to 4074 and encodes 1133 amino acids. The transcript is spliced from 9 exons.